This is a messenger RNA of Saprolegnia parasitica CBS 223.65, 1641 nucleotides long. RefSeq lists its product as hypothetical. Gene Ontology annotation, molecular function: hydrolase activity, hydrolyzing O-glycosyl compounds; protein binding. NCBI's taxonomy places the organism in Eukaryota, Oomycota, Saprolegniomycetes, Saprolegniales, Saprolegniaceae. The transcript is spliced from 2 exons. Gene Ontology annotation, biological process: cellulose catabolic process; proteolysis. Bases 1 to 1641 code for a protein of 546 amino acids. Gene Ontology annotation, cellular component: extracellular region. The record is from RefSeq and is a predicted model, not a curated record.
AUGAAGCUCAGUCUCGCCUUUGCGUUGGUCGCCGCCGCCAUCUCAACCGUCUCGGCUGCCAUCUGCAAGGGCAUCGCGCCCCCCUCGUACACGGCCGCCGUGCAAGCCAACCCGCAGUUCGCGCCGGCCAUCAACAUGAUCAAGCAGUACCCGGUGGCCAACUGGUACGUCGACUGCGGCAGUGACUCGAUCGAUGCACUCAUGGCAUCUUGCCCCACGGACACGCCCGUCAUCAUCGUCUACGGUCUGCCCCAGAAGGAAUGCGCGUCGAGCUACUCGAGCAACGGCAAGAACACCAACGCCGGCGAGUACAAGGCGUGGAUCCAGUCGCUGGCCAACAAGAUCGGCAACCGCAAGGUCAUCUACAUUCUGGAGCCGGACGCCAUUGGACUCCUCUCAACCGGCGACGGCAGCAAGUGCGCUGUCAAGUACGGAUAUCAAGCCAAUCUCGCCGCGGCCGCGAGCAUCCUCUCGGCCAACAGCAACGCGCAGAUCUACGCCGACGUCGCGGGCUGGGCCUUCCAGGCGCCAGCCAUCGAGGCCCUCCAAGGUCUCGGCAAGCUCUCGGGUAUCUCGAUCAACACGUCCAACUACAAGCGCACGGUCGACAUGAUGCAAGUGUGCGAGUCGUACUCGCGACAGCUGGAAGGGCUCCAUUUCAUCAUUGACACAUCGCGCAACUUUAACGGGUCGCCGCAGAACGAGUGGUGCAACGCCAAGUCGGCGGGCAUCGGCGCGCCGCCAACCGACCAGACGGGCAGCCCGCUCGUCGACUACUACCUCUGGCUCAAGGUCCCCGGCGAGUCGGACGGACAGUGCGCGGGUCAGUCGAGCGACUCGAGCGCGGGCCCCGACGCCGGUCUCUUCUUUCCCGACGGCUUUCAGCGUCUCUGGGACCAGGGCUACUUCGUAUUAUCGCAAGGUGCGCCCAAGAUCGGCCAAGCCCCGGCGCCGGCCCCGACCCCCGCACCUGCCAACACCCAGUGCGCGAUUGAAGCCAAUAUCGACUACUACGGCAACGACAUGACCCGGCACCCGGUGAGUGGCAACACCAACGACCAGGUGAGCAACUGCUGUACCAAGUGCUCGGCAGCAAGCGGCUGUACCGGGUUUACGAUCAACGGCGGGUUUAGCUACCUCAAAAACAAGCUCGAGAACAAGCGGUGGAGUGAGUCGGCGGUCUCGGGCAGCCGCUCCAGUACAUCGUGCGGUGCGACGCAGGCCAACACUGACUAUUAUGGCAACGACAUCACCCGGCACGCGGUGAGUGGUGACGCCAACGGCCAGGUGAGCGACUGCUGUAAUAAGUGCUCGGCAACAAGCAGCUACAAGCGUUGGAGUGCGACGGCGGUGUCGUGCAGCCGCUCCAGUGGAUCGUGCGGUGCGACGCAGGUCAACACCGACUACUACGGCAACGACAUCACCCGGCACCCGGUGAGUGGUGACGUCAACAACCAGGUGAGCAUCUGCUGCGACAAGUGCUCCACGACGAGUGAUUGUGCCGGGUUUACGAUCAACGACGGCUUUUGCUACCUCAAGAGCAAGCUCGAAAACAAGAGCUGGAGCGGAACGGCGGUUUCGGCUAGCCGGUCGUCCUCGCGCCUGCGCCGUGUAUUACGCCGCUCGUCGUCGCCGAUGUAG